Molecule: messenger RNA, 2942 nt
Organism: Gossypium raimondii (Peruvian cotton)
Lineage: Eukaryota; Viridiplantae; Streptophyta; Magnoliopsida; Malvales; Malvaceae
Product: glutamate receptor 1.3
Exons: 5
Coding region: 152-2740 (862 amino acids)
Cellular component (GO): plasma membrane
Molecular function (GO): glutamate-gated receptor activity
Source: RefSeq, a predicted model, not a curated record
GGUCUACUGAAACAGGGGACGGUUCAAGUUUAAUGUACUCAUCAACUUGGUCAGUCUCAUGUAUUCUUUCCACGCGUAGAUGAAGGAAUGAAGCAAGACUACUACCUACCCACCGGCAAACUACAGUUUCAGAAAACUGCUUUUUGGCUGCAUGGAUUUCGCAAGAAAGGCUAAGUGGACAUUUGUUUUAGUUACAAUCUUGUUUAGUCUUGUACAAUUAUCGUCAGCCAAUCAUACAAGUAUCAAUGAUACUUCCAUAGAAAUGAUUCAUGUAGGGUUGAUUCUUGAUGCGCAAUCUUGGGUGGGAAAAAUUGUUGAUAGCUGCAUUUCCAUGGCUAUAUCCGAUUUUUACAGUCAGAAUUGUCACUAUCAAACAAAACUAGUUGUGCAUACCAGAGAUUCUGGGGGUGAUCCGUUGCUUCUUCUAUCCCAAGCCUUGGUUCUCUUGGAAAAUUUCAAAUUGGAUGCCAUUAUUGUUGCGGAAAAUUCAGCAGGAGUGAAGGUUUUAGCGGAGUUGGGAUCUAGAGUAAAAAUUCCAAUUAUUUCACUCUUCGCAGCUGGUCUAUCUUUGUCCUCCUUUGAGUAUCCUCAUUUAAUUCAAAUUGGUGAAGAUGAGUCUUCUCGAGCCAAAGCCGUCGCUGCCAUUGUUGAAGCAUUCAGUUGGAGAAGUGCUAUCCUCAUUUAUGAAGAUAAUGAUUCUGCAAGACCAAUCCUUUCUAGUGUGACUGGUUUUCGUCUUGAUCAGCAUGUUGCCCUUCUAACAUCAUCUACUGAUGAAGAAAUCGUUGAGCAGCUCAUGAAGCUCAUGAGUUUGCAGAUGACUGUAUAUGUGGUGCAUAUGACACCUAUUCUAGCAUCUCGACUUUUCUUAAAUGCUAAACAGCUUGGAAUGUUGACUCAAGGGUAUGCUUGGAUAACAACUGAUAUGAUUACUAAUUUCAUGAAUUCAAUGGAUCCAUCAGUCUUUGAGUCAAUGCAGGGGGUGGUAGGAUUCAAACCUCACAUUCCGGCAUCAAAGGAGCUUCGCAGGUUCGCAAUCAGGUGGAGGAGUAAAAACUUAAAUGAAAAUAAAAAUUUAGAAGAAAUGGAGAUGAAUGUGUAUGGCAUAUGGAGCUAUGAUAUGGUUUGGGCUGUGGCAACAGCAGCGGAAAGGGUGAUGACUCGACAUCCUCAUAUCCUACACCAAGAAACCAGAUUGAAUAUGAACUUCACCACUGUUCGGUCCUCAGAAAGUGGUUUGGUAUUUAUGGAUGAGAUAUUACAAAGUAGAUUUAAGGGAAUAAGUGGUGGCUUUCAACUUACUAAUGGCAGGCUGAUCCCAAAGGAAAUCGAAAUUGUAAAUGUAUUCAAGGGAGAUAGGAUAAUUGGUUAUUGGAAUCCAGAAAAUGGGAUUGCCUCAAUAAUGAAGGAAGAAAACCACACUGAAACGAACUCAACAUCAUCUAGUAAACUUGAAGGUGUUAUUUGGCCCGGAGGAACUAUGAACAUUCCCAAAGGGUGGUCUCUACGUGGGAAGAGGUUGAGGAUUGGGGUUCCAGUGACUAAUGAAUUCAGAGAAUUAAUUAGUGUUGUUCAUGAUCCCCAAACGAAUGAUAUAAUUGUAACUGGAUUCUGUGUUGAUGUGUUUAAGGAAGCCGUUCAGAGUUUAGAUUAUGAAGUACAUUACGAUUUUAUCCCGUUUGAAGAUGCCAACGGACGAAUGGCAGGAUCUUAUGAUGAUCUUAUCCUUCAGGUUUGUCAUAAGAAUUAUGAUGCUGUUGUGGGGGAUAUAACAAUCAUCUCUCGCAGAUUUGCAUAUGUCGAUUUCACGCUGCCAUUCACUGACUUAGGCAUCGGAGUUGUAGUGCCAAAAAUCAACAACGACAUCUGGGUUUUCCUGAAGCCUCUUUGUGGAGAUCUGUGGAUAACUGUCGCUGCUUUCUUUAUUUUCACUGGCGUUGUGAUUUGGUUUAUUGAACGUCCCAUCAACGAGGAGUUCCAAGGCUCACCGUCUGAGCAAAUAGGAAUGAUCUUUUGGUACUCUUUCUCAACUCUUGUAUUUUCCCACAAGAAGCCGUUGAGCAACUUGUCGAAGUUUGUAGUGAUAAUAUGGGUGUUUGUUGUGCUUAUAAUAACCUCAAGCUACACCGCAACUUUGGCUUCCAUGUUAACAGUUAAACAGAUACAAUUGAGCUCAAGAGACAACGAUGCAUGGGUUUCAAGUGAUAUUAGCAACUUUACAUUUGAAACUCGCAGACGAAGGGCAAACCAUUCUCCGGAAGAAUAUGCCGAUGCUUUAAGAAGGGGAAGUAAGAAUGGUGGUGCGUCAUCUAUUAUUGAUGAAAUACCAAACCUUAAAGUAUUCCUUGCCAAGUACCCUUCUGAUUACACCAUGAUCAAAUCGAAGGCUAUAACAGGCGGUUUUGGCUUUGUUUUCCCUAAACGUUCCCCACUUGUCCAAGACAUUUCAAGUGCAAUUAUGAGGUUAAGAGAGGAAAAAAGGCUGGAAAUGAUGGAAAAUAAAUGGUUUAACAGUGAAUCAAGCUUUACAACUCUGGACCCAGAAAGCAAUCCCAACAGGCUAAACAUUCAUAGCUUUGGGGGUUUGUUUCUUGUCACAGGAAUCUCUUCAAUUUCAGCUCUGGGGGUAUGCCUAUUUCAGAAACGACAAUCCAUCAAAAUCCACCUCAACAGUAGCUUAGACUCUUUAAAAGGGUACUUCAAUGUGAAAAUAAUAGGAAGACAAAAAGAACGAAGUUGAGCUCGUCUAAAGGAAAAUUAUUAUAGCCGCAAUGUAUUACUAUUUAUAUUUAUAUAUAGGUCACGACGCAAAUCCCUGAGUUGAAAAGCUUGACAACUACUGAAUUUUCAUACUAUUUUUAUGAAUCAAGUCAUGAAUUCGAUUUGAGAAACAAAUUUCAGUAAAUUUUGCUAAUAGACACAUCCUCCACUUCGAGAUCAAA